Trypanosoma brucei brucei TREU927 is the source of this 1416-nucleotide messenger RNA. RefSeq lists its product as hypothetical. The record is from RefSeq and is a predicted model, not a curated record. NCBI's taxonomy places the organism in Eukaryota, Euglenozoa, Kinetoplastea, Trypanosomatida, Trypanosomatidae. The transcript has a single exon. The coding region runs from base 1 to 1416 and encodes 471 amino acids.
AUGACAGAUGGAAACCCUGGCGAGGAUGCAAUCAGGAAAGUAAUAGUUUCUGCUUCCCCUCACUGCGAUUUGUUGCAUUUCGUGGGGCAUGUUCCCCAUCCCUACGGUGUCAUAACGCCGCAAACCAUGAUGGAGAAAAAUGCGGAAUGCGUGAAAUUCUCUCUCACACCACUCGAAAGGGAACCUUCCGUGACAGUAAGUGGAAACCACCCCCUUUUUGCGCCUGUUGUGAUUCCCCGGGUGAAGGCGACGUCGUCCGCUCCAGCAGCUGCGUCAGAGGCGGGAAUGUCGCCAUAUUUUCCGCACAGCGGUGUCGGACUGGCACAGUCGGCAUUCCGCAGUAACUUUGAGACCUUCUCCUGGGGGGUGGUUUCAUCAGAUGAACAACGGCAACAAAAUUACCAGUCACAAAGACACAAGGUGACUGAACGAGGUGACCAUCAGGUGCAGCAGCAACCAGCUCACAAUGAAGCUGAAACCCCCAACCCUGACGCUGUUGGAGAGCAAGCGUUUAUUCCCACAGUCACUGACAGUUCUUCCCGUCUAGUGAACACGUCAAGGAUAGGUGGUGAAAUACGUUAUGAGGUUAACUUCCUGGCAGUGCGCCGGUCGCUUCUGCAAGUGUUUCUUAUUCUUCAUAUGCCCGAGCGGAGCCCAGCGGUGGCCUUUCGUUUCUGUUCCCAUGACCCAUUGCCGGGAGGUACCACCUGCCUCUCAGUUCUCCCCCGAUGUGCUGAGCGCUUGCCAACGCUGGCACAUCCCGCCGAAGUGACCUUCACAGACGUGCAGGCAACUGCUCAUUGGAAAUAUUCCCUCCGCUGCGACUGCCGUAUUAUUCAAGAGGGUGAAGAGGCAAGUGUUGCGGAAGGUAAGUCUCAGCGCUUCAUUUCCAUGAGAUGGACCACAGGUGGAACCCCCGAGCGCACUCUUGAGUUAAGUGCCCUCUUGACAGAAGUCAUGACACCGAUGCUGUUUGCUGUCCCCGCAAAGCUGCUCAAGUCAACGGAGGAAAGGGGUAAAACAACACCACAAAUCACCGGUUUCUUCCAACGUCGCUCCUUUCAUCUCAUGGCACUCAUUGCACAUGGUGUGUGGUGCGAAAAAGUGGCCCGGUACAUUAUCAACGAGUCGAACAGAAGCGGCCUCGUAGCUCUUUGCGCUGAAACUUGCUCAGCCAAAUUGAAGCUUCGUGAUGAUGUCUCGCUAGAUGCCAAUGAAAAGUGGGAGACGGAACUCACAUUUCACCGCACUGAAUCCUGUGAUUGCACCACGACAGAGCGAAGUGUACAGAAGCCAAAACCCUCCAAGUGCUUACAUGUCUUAGUUAGGGGAUGUGAAGAUGUGAUGGGUUGGGGGUGGGGCACCGCAUCAACGCGCAGCGGGCUUCAGGACCUUGCAGAAGCGGUGACGCGCUGA